UUGCUAUAAGCACCCUUCGUGUCUCUGCAAAAGAGUUGUUUCUCCUUUAAUAUGAUAAUUCAAAGCUAAAACCCCAAAUCUCAAUAUCUCAUAUGGUCUCAAAAAAUCCGAACCUGCAAGACGGAUUCUACUUGGAACCGAACGGAAUGGCCCUACCCGGAUUUGGACCCGUCGCCGCUGCAUCCACUACAUCUUCAUCGGAGGAUCCGUCUAAGAAGAUCCGAAAACCCUACACCAUCACCAAGUCCAGAGAAAGCUGGACCGAACCUGAGCACGACAAGUUCCUCGAAGCUCUUCAACUCUUUGAUCGUGACUGGAAAAAGAUUAAAGCAUUUGUUGGGUCAAAAUCAGUUAUUCAGAUACGUAGUCAUGCACAGAAGUAUUUUUUAAAGGUUCAGAAGAAUGGAACCAAUGAACACUUGCCUCCCCCUAGGCCUAAAAGGAAGGCUGCUUAUCCAUAUCCACAGAAAGCCACAAAAAAUGCCCCAAUGCUCUCACAGCCUCCUGGAUCCUUUCAAUCAUCAACUGCUCUUAUUGAACCUGGAUUUGUUCAAAGGCCUGAUUCCACUUCAAUGCCUAUGAACCCUACAACUAGUGCUGCUGCAGCUUCCUGGUCAAAUAAUUUGCCAGCGGUCAGUUUAUCAAAUCAAACAAAAGUGGCGGCAAAUAAUUGUUGCAUUGGCACUGAGAGUGCUCCUAGAACAAAACAAAUUGGGGAAACAGCUGAGCUAGAGAAUCAUGGCCAUCCAUUGAGAGUUCUGCCUGACUUUGCUCAAGUAUACAGCUUUAUUGGCAGUGUCUUUGAUCCAAAUGCUACCAAUCAUCUGUAUAGACUUAAAAAAAUGGACACUAUAGAUGUUGAGACGGUGCUGUUGUUGAUGAGAAACCUCUCUAUCAAUCUGACCAGUCCUGAUUUUGAAGAUCAUAGAAGGUUGCUCUCUUCUUAUGAGAUUGACACAGAAGCAAUUGUUGCAAAUGACACAGAAGCAAUUGUUGCAAACAAAACCCUUAAAGACAAUCUACCAAAGAACGUUGCUCAAUUUGGGUGAGUAAUGAGACCAAAUGAUGAUGCUUCACCAUUGUUGGAUCUUGGAUGUGCCUGAACUUCCAUGCAGUUUUGCUACCCAAUAUUGAAUCAUCAAAUGUGCCAGUGUGAAAGGCUACUGGUAGAAGUUUCAAGUGCCGUCUAUUAAUGGCAUCUGCUACAAUUUUUUUAUUUGUCAUUAGUUGCUCUCUGGGGAUUAUGCGUUCAGUUGUAGGUAACUUUCAUUAUUCCAGUAUCAUGUAUAUAUUGGGGAAAAAAAACCUAAAAGAGUGUAUAGUGAUCCAAGUUUAGGUUUUCUUGUAUAGUGCUGAAUCACUUAUGUAUUCAAGUUUUGACUCGAAUAUUCCUAUUCUAGGCUCCUGAUUUUGUGCUUUUACCGUAGCCUAUCCGGUCUGGAAACCCUGUAAUUUUAUUGGUUGUAGGACACUGAAAAAUGCAAGAAUGUAUGGAAUACGUGAAUUGUCUUCAAA
Hevea brasiliensis (rubber tree) is the source of this 1515-nucleotide messenger RNA. RefSeq names its product protein REVEILLE 6. The record is from RefSeq and is a predicted model, not a curated record. Bases 93 to 1049 code for a protein of 318 amino acids. Gene Ontology annotation, molecular function: DNA binding. The transcript is spliced from 8 exons. Lineage: Eukaryota; Viridiplantae; Streptophyta; Magnoliopsida; Malpighiales; Euphorbiaceae.